This is a messenger RNA of Candidozyma haemuli, 675 nucleotides long. RefSeq lists its product as uncharacterized. The transcript has a single exon. Bases 1 to 675 code for a protein of 224 amino acids. Lineage: Eukaryota; Fungi; Ascomycota; Pichiomycetes; Serinales; Metschnikowiaceae. The record is from RefSeq and is a predicted model, not a curated record.
AUGUCUUCUUCAAGAAUGCCCUUGUCUCCAAGAAAGGAGAGUUUGCUCAACUCGAGAACACCUUCUCCUGAGAAGUCAAACUCGAACAGCCCCACAGUGAAGACCAACCCAUUCAUGGCCCUGCUGGUCAGGUUGCCUAAGAUUGGCGUUGACUUGGCUCCCAAGAAACAGCCAUCUGCUCUUGGGUUCACUAUUUACGAAGAUACGCCUGAAGAUGUCAUGAAGUACCAAACCCUGUCACCAGACCACACUAAUGAAAACACAGAUGACAAGGAAAACAUCUUGCAGCCUAAGAAGAUGCCUUCUAAGCAGUCCUCAUACCAAAACAGAAGACCAUUGGGUAAUUUGAAUGUUGACGAUUUCCCAGGUUACAUUUCUGCUGCCGGUUCCAUCAGAAAGGGUCCAGUGAGACUCCGGGAGUUGUACCACUCUAGAACCUUCAACAACGAGUCCAAGACCUUGCACAAGUACAACAGAUUGCCCAGCUAUAUCACUCCACCAAGAAACCUGUUGCAUAAGAUCUUGUAUUGUGGAGGAACCGAAGAAGAUGACAUUGAGCGUAGACUCAAUCUCAAGCUGAGGGAGUUGGCUCGCAGAAGACGUCUGAUGUCUGUGGGCUUCAACAAGGGCAAGACCCAUUUAAUCACAAAGAAUCAGUUUAAGAUUUCGACGUGA